Messenger RNA from Lichtheimia ornata, 1395 nucleotides. RefSeq lists its product as uncharacterized. The coding region runs from base 1 to 1395 and encodes 464 amino acids. NCBI's taxonomy places the organism in Eukaryota, Fungi, Mucoromycota, Mucoromycetes, Mucorales, Lichtheimiaceae. The transcript is spliced from 7 exons. Gene Ontology annotation, molecular function: ATP binding; protein kinase activity. Gene Ontology annotation, biological process: intracellular signal transduction; protein phosphorylation; regulation of MAPK cascade. The record is from RefSeq and is a predicted model, not a curated record.
AUGGGUAUGCCGUUAACCAUCGGCUCUCCUCAUCAGCAACAACGUACACCGCCUCCUUCUACCACCCCGACAAGCGCGCGCUCUUCUGAAGCAAGCACAGUUUCGGUUCCUUCACCAAAGUCUCUUAAACGAAACAGUCUUCCUCCAAAGGUGGCAACGAUAAACACAAAUACCGGAUGUGGAUUGGGUGGUGGCAAUAUCCCAUCUUCGCCACAACAACCCAUACAGAUCCCAUGGCGGUGUCCGGGGAAAUGGCAAAUGCCAGAUAUCAUUGAAGAAGCAUGGAAACGGCGUCAACAAGAACAAAGGUUUCAACAACAACAGAAAAAGGACAAUGACACGAUUAAAAAGACGCUUAAUACUUCCACCAUUCCUCUUCACAAGCGUCCCUGGAUACCAGUGGGUCGUGUACCUGACAUUUUGCCAUUCCCACCACCAAUCAUCAAGCCGCAACAACACUUGCAGCACAUGCAUCCCGAAUUUGAAGGCAAGCUACGCAAGGUGUUACCCAAAUCAAAAUCCAUGGAAGGGAAUCCACAUAAAUGUUACGUUGCCAUGGCAAGAAUUGGCAGUGGUGCAAAUGGGGCUGUCAUGCGUGCCACCAAACGAAACGAUAGCACGUGCCAAGUAGCUAUCAAGCGAUGUUUGAUUGAAGAUCACGAUGUCAACCACCACACCUAUGUCUUGCGAGAGAUUCGUAUCAUGGGCUGCAUCAAUCAUCGUAACCUGAUCCAACUUCGAGAAGCUGGCAUGUGGAAGGAUGACCUAUGGAUGGCCAUGGAAUUGAUGCAAUGCUCUGUAUUCAAUUUGCUUUACAAUACCACCCAAGGUUUACCAGAACCCGUGGCUGUUUGCAUUGCUCGUCAAGUCCUCGAAGGAUUGAUCUAUUUGCAUUCCAAAAAUUACAUGCAUCGCGAUGUCAAGUGUGAAAAUAUUUUACUCGGCCGAGAUGGUCAAGUGAAACUUGCUGAUUUUGGCUUGGCUACACCGUUAACAAAGACCAACAGUGCUCGAUUGGGUACAGCCAAGUGGAUGGCGCCCGAGGUCAUUGCAGAAGAACCAUAUACAGAAAAUGUUGACGUGUGGUCAUUAGCAAUCACCAUGAUUGAAAUGAUGGAUCGUGUACCACCUCUUUAUGACUUGGAUGACACCCGCCAAAUCUUUUAUCAAAUUCUCUACGGCAAACCACCUUCGUUUACUUUCAGCAAACCAUCUCCCACAGUGCAAAGUUUGAUCCGAUGGAUGCUGGAUCCCGAUAGUCAACGUCGUCCUUACGCCAAAAUGGUGCGAGAGAAAUUUGAUACAUUGAUCAGCGAAGGUCGACUAGGAUGUACCGAUCAAACCGAGGUGGGCGCUCUUGUCCAAGAGGUGUUUUGCAAACCAUCUAAAAAUUAG